Molecule: messenger RNA, 4414 nt
Organism: Zootoca vivipara (common lizard)
Lineage: Eukaryota; Metazoa; Chordata; Lepidosauria; Squamata; Lacertidae
Gene: TRUB1
Product: TruB pseudouridine synthase family member 1
Biological process (GO): tRNA modification; mRNA pseudouridine synthesis
Cellular component (GO): nucleus
Molecular function (GO): RNA binding; pseudouridine synthase activity
Source: RefSeq, a predicted model, not a curated record
ACAUGCUGCAUUAGAGUGAGGACUAACAGAGGGAUGUCAGGAGUAGAGUAACUUACCUAAUGACCUCCCAAAACACAUAGUGGUUUGAAGUAUCAUUAAAAAAUACAAGAGAAAUUUGUUAACACAUGGGUGCUGCACAUGCUGUAGAGGGAAGUGAAGGGCAGAUGAACUCGUCAACCUGGGAAGGUAGCCCAUCUAGGAGAAGGAAAACUCUGAUGCAAUACCUCCACUGCCUUGAAGAUAUAGUCAUUUGUGAGAAAGAAGGAACAAGUUACCAGGUCUCUCUCUUUUUCUGAUCUAUAAAAUGGAACUGAUAUUGAAGAUAUAGUGUGAUAUUGACAGACUUGCCCUGUUGGUGCAUUAUCUGCUUAUAAAAAUCAGAAAUAUUAAAAUACUUCUACAUGGUGUUAUCCUUUCUUCUGCCUUUCCUCUUGUGAUGGGGAGAUGUAACUUUUCUUGCUAGAAUUAUUCAAUUCCAAAAUGGAAAAUACAGCUGAAGCCACACAAAUGAGUCAUUUAACAUUAAUGUACACUCACAGAUUUCCAUUAACAUGUCUUUAGUAAAUAAAUUGCAAUCCAGAGUCAUUUUCCUUUGCAGCUGUGGCCCAUUAGCAACACUUUAGAGGAACCCAAAUUCCAACCACAGGUAGCAAACAGUGAAAGGCACCUGCAUAGAAAUAACAUUCUCUAUUCAGCACUACAAGCAACCUGAACAGGUCAGUGGGCUAUAAAUAAUGCUAGCUAACUUAAUUUAUAAUGGAGUUCCCUUCUGUGUGGAGGAAAAGUCAGUAAUAGCAUAAAAUACUGAAUAAUGCUAUCAGAUUGCUUUACCAGCCACCUCCUUAGCAGAUAAAAAGUUAAUAUUGCCAUUGACUUAUACAGGUCAUAGUGGUGGUGGUUGUUGGCAUCCAUCUGUCUUGGGAGACAAUGGAAGAGAGUGGCGUUGGAGUGAAAUCAAACCAUUGGAAAGUUACAAUGCCUGCUGUGGCUGAAGAGACCAAUACAGGACAGACAUGCUUUAUUGCAGGUGGGGCAGAUGAAGGCAUUUGGUUUUGCUGCUACAGGUGCACCAUGGUGUUUUUUCUCUCUGUGCUCCUCCCAGUGGUAAUUUCUCCUCUGGUCACUGUUGUGGAUAAAUGACCUGUCUGGGUCACAGUACUAUUUAUUUAUUUAUUUAUUUAUUUAUUUAUUUAUUUAUUUGAUUAACCGAGGAAUCAUAGAAUUGUAGGGAACCCGAGUCAUCUCCCAACUCUACAAUUCUGGGAUUCCGUGCUGCAGACCACCUGAAUGAAGCUUGUGGACCACAGUUUGGGUACCGCUGCUCUAGGUCUUUCUAUUUGGACUCUCUCCACAGGCCAUACCCCUCACCAGUACCACCAGUUCCUCUAUAGCAUGGGUAGGCAAACUAAGGCCCAUGGGCUGGAUCCGGCCCAAUUGCCUUCUAAAUCCAGCCUGCGGACAGUCCGGGAAUCAGCAUAUUUUCACAGGAGUAGAAUGUGUGCUUUUAUUUAAAAUGCAUCUCUGGUUAUUUGUGGGGCAUAUGAAUUCAUUCCCCCCCCAAUAUAGUCCAGCCCCCCACAAGCUUUGAGGGACAGUGGACUGGCCCCUAGCUGAAAAAGAUUGCUGACCCCUGCUCUACAGAGCUCAAAGCAGCACCUUUGGCUCCCUCAAACAACCCUGUAUGGUACAUUCGUCUAAGAGAGAGUAGCCAACAUUAUCAGCUUAAAAUGCAGCCUAGUCAUUCUUUUUCUUUCAGUCCAUAUCUUAACUAAGGAAAAACACAUCAGAAUGUAGUAUCUCAUAAGCAACAUUGGAUAGAAAUAAAAUUGUGGCUAACGUCAUGUGUAUACCACUUCCAAAACUGGUGGUGGGAGCAGACUGGAUACAGAGUAAACAGGAGUAUGUACACAGCUUAUGUCUGCUUCUACAGUGCUGCUUCUCCCUUUUUCUCCCAGCACCAAAGUAAGAUCUUUGCUGUAGCAGAUGUCUUUCUGUACAGGUAUCACAUUUAUUCCACGAUGAUUACUAAAUUUUCAAAUCUAUGGGGUUUAAUCUGACGCCUGAAAGUAGUCUAGGAUCCUGAAUGAUGCAUUUUGCACAGUAGUAGAAGAGAGCGAAUUACAAAGACCAGAGUGAGGGGGAGCCUGCCGUAGGAAUUCUUUAUAGGAUGCUACAGAGGCAGUUAAGAUUAAUGGACUGAACAACUGGUCAGUGUCAUAUAAUUCUUUUAAGUCAUGUAGGGAAGGUGCAAUGACUGUCCUAGUGAUGGGUAAGAAGAAGGAAAAAGCAGUAGCUUCCCAAGCCAAUUUAUCAGAAAGCAGCUAAAGAAAUUCUCUUGGGUGAUAGAGUAUGAACUGUGUACAUGUCUUGGUUGAGUGGGAGAUGCAAUGCCAUGUGUAAAUAUGGCACACAAAUGUGAUAUUGGGGAAAACAAGCUGUGAAAAAUGACUCAAAACCGUAAUAUCAUGUACAAGCUGUUUCUGCCCCCUCCCUCUUUGGUGAAAUAAAGUGGUAUGUACUAGAAGAAGAACAGCUUUCUCCUGACUCUGCAUUAAGUGUACCAUGGAAAUCAAUGCGUUUGGGUUAUCUGCACAGAAGCACCAAGAGUAAACUUACCAGAUGCACCCCACACUGCGUUUAUCAAGGCAUAAUCCUUCGUGUAUCUGAUGAGUUAUGCCCUAAUAAAUGCAUAUCCUCAUGUAGACUCUAAUCUACAAAAGCUUGGACCAGCCUCCCCCCAGCCUGAUGCCCGCUCCAGAUGUUUUGGGCCACCACCCACAUCAGUCCCAGCCAGCAUCGCGCACACAACAAUGAACACAAUGGAACUUAUUUCUCGGCAGACGUUAGAGCAGAAGAUUACACAGUUCAGCAUACUUCUCUCUUAUACUUCCAAGCCACACUGUUCCCGUCAGUGUGUACAGUUGUCGGUAAUAAUGUUUUUUAAACCCUGCUAUAACAGCAGCAGGGAGAGAAGACGACAAGACGUAGUGAAACUACGUGUCCCACAAGCCCCUGCUUCCGAGUCUCUCGGCGAAACAAACCCGAGGACUGCAGCUCCCAGAGUGCUCUUCGGUCUUACCGUUUGCGGGCGAGGAAGUGGCCGUUUCUCUUCGCCGUUUUGCCCCGCGGUGGCCGUUGGUUUCUUGCUCGCCGCUCCUCCUCCCGUCGACCCACGUGGGCAGAAAACGGCGCCGGGACUCGGGACGCAGCGAGGCGGCCGCGCUUCCCCGCUGCGCGCUCUCAUCCAUGUCUGCGGCGGUGCUGGAGGCCGUCCGGUGCAAAGCACUUGCCGCUCAGCUGCUGUCUUAUAGCGGGCUCUUUGCCGUGUAUAAGCCCAAGGGAUGCACCUCAGCCGCUGUGCUGAACCGGCUUAGGGCGAAGCUGCUGGCAGAAACCGGUAUGCCAAAGCCUAGUAGAAGGAAGAGGAAUAAAAUGUUAAAGAUUGGACAUGGUGGGAUUCUGGAUAGCAGUGCUGCAGGAGUGCUAGUGGUUGGCAUUGGAAAAGGAACUAAAAUGCUGACCAGCUUGCUGGCAGGUUCUAAGAAAUACACAGCUGUUGGGGAAUUGGGAAAGGCAACUGACACAUUUGAUUCUACAGGCAAAGUAACAGAAGAAAAACCUUACGAUUGGAUAACAAAAGAGGAUCUUGAGAAUGUCCUGCAGAAGUUCACAGGCAGCAUCAUGCAAGUUCCCCCGAUCUAUUCUGCCCUGAAGAGAGAUGGACAGAGGUUGUCCACUUUGGUUAAGAAAGGAGAAGUUGUUGAAGCAAAGCCUGCCAGACAAGUUAUGGUCUACAGUCUCACUCUUAGGAGUUUCAAGCCGCCCUUCUUCACGCUUGAUGUUGAAUGUGGCGGCGGCUUUUAUGUCAGAAGCUUGGUCAACGAUAUUGGCAAAGAGCUGUCCUCCUGUGCCACUGUGCUGGAGCUGACCCGAACCAAACAGGGACCGUUUACCCUAGAAGAGCAUGUUCUUUAUGAAGACAAAUGGACCAUUGAUGAAAUUGCCCGGUCUCUGGAGUGUUGCAUGCCUCUCCUCCAGGAAGAACCGCCUCGUAAAAAAUUAAAGAUGGAGCUGUCUGAAGAAUGCGCCAUGAACUCUGAAGAUAAGUGAUAAGUCAGGUCAAGGAAAAAGACUGAAUGACUGAGAUGUUUUAAGAUUGCUCUGGGAUUGUCUUGUCUUCCCCUGUAAAUUUACAGUCCAGUGCGUGGAGGAUGACAAAUUACAAUGGAAUGAAAAUGAUACCUUUCUAUCUCUUCUGUUCGCGCUGAAGCACACAGACACACACAAAGAUCCCCAGCAUUUAUUUCCUUUCAUAAUGUCCGUAUUGUGUUGCAAACUUAUUUGUCAAGGAAGCAGACUCAUUACUACACCCCGUAAAAGACCUUGCAGGACACUUCCAUGCAUAGCUGCCAAG